This is a messenger RNA of Spirodela intermedia, 1513 nucleotides long. NCBI's taxonomy places the organism in Eukaryota, Viridiplantae, Streptophyta, Magnoliopsida, Alismatales, Araceae. The record is from the annotation of a GenBank genome assembly.
AUGGAAUCCUCGGACUUCUCGGCUUCCUCCGAGUUCUGGCUGGACUACCUAAAGGGGAUGCUGAAGCCGGUUGCCGCCACGGCGGUGGUGGUUCUGGCGAUCGUCCUGUCGUUCGUCCAGCGGCUGGGCCUGGAGGGGGAGAUGGCCUACUCCAUCUUCCGAUCCUUCCUCCAACUCUCCAUCAUCGGCUUCGUGCUCGAGUUCAUCUUCACGCAGAAGAACGCCGCCUGGAUCCUCUUCGCCUACCUUUUCAUGGUACCAAUCCCCUGUUCUCCGUCUACUUUCCGGGGAGCGAUCCUGUCUGAUUUAAUCGGAUGUCGAUGCUCGAUCUCCUGUCGUUCUUCGCGGAGAUCGAUCUCGGCGUCUGCUGGUUCGCAGAAGUGAACUCUGGCUCUCAGAUCGCAUCUCUCGAUUUUAUGCGCCCCUCUAAUCUCUUUCUCCGUAGCGUUGACUAGAGCGUUUCCGCAGGUUUCCGUCGCCGGCUACACGGCGGGUCAACGGGCGAAACACGUCCCGCGCGGGAAGAUCAUUGCCGGCGCCUCCAUUCUGAUGGGGACCGCCAUCACCAUGUUCCUGCUCGUCGCGCUGAAGGUCUUCCCCUUCACUCCGCGGUAUAUCAUCCCCGUCGCCGGCAUGAUGGUCGGCAACGCGAUGACUGUCACCGGGGUCACCAUUAAGAAGCUCCGAGAGGAUCUCAAGAUCCAGAAGAGCCUGGUACGUUCACCCAUUCACUUCCCUUUCUGCGAUCCAUGGGUUGACUAAACCGCAGUUCACACCCCUUUCCUUUUAGCUCUUUUCUCAAAAAAAAUGAAGCCCAGAAAUGAAGUUGACUUUUGGGUUUCUUGCAUUAGAUAACAGAGAUAUGGUGCCCAGCGGGGAAUCGUUGACUUAUAUGUACGGUCCAACACAGUAGUAAUUAUAUGAGAUUCAUGCUCAUAGAACCCGGAUUUACUUCUUGCCAUAACCAUCUACCUAAGCCUGAAAUACAUCACACCGACCCAACCGGGCGUAUCACAUUCUCCCCGACUGUGCCUCCCUCACCAAGUCGUUCCUCUAACCCUCUCUAUCAAUCAAUCUAGCACUGUCUCUCUCUCUGUCAAUCAAUCUAGCACUCUCUCUCCCUAUCAAUCUAUCUAUCAAUCAAUCUAGCUCUUUCUCUCUAUCGAUAUAUAUAUAUAAAUAUAUCUGUGUUAAAUAGGUGGAGACGGCGCUGGCGCUGGGGGCGACGCCGAGGCAGGCGACGCAGAGACAGGUGAGGAGGUCGCUGGUGAUUGCGCUGUCGCCGGGGCUGGACAACGCGAAGACGGUGGGGCUGAUAGCGCUGCCGGGGGCUAUGACGGGGCUGAUAAUGGGAGGCGCCUCCCCGCUCGAGGCCAUCCAGCUGCAGAUCGUAGUCAUGAACAUGCUCGUCGGGGCCUCCAUUAUCAGCGGCAUCAUCUCCACCUACCUCUGCUGGCCCGUCUUCUUCACCAACGCCUACCAGCUCGAGCCCCGUGUCUUCGCCUCUGACUGA